AUGGCUCUUGCAAAGAAGUGGAGCCAGAAGGGCCAUCUUGCAAUGAACGAGAUAGUGACCAGAGAAUACACCAUCAACACACACAAGUGCAUCCAGGGAGUGGCCUUCAAGAAGUGUGCCCCUGGGGUACUCAAACGGAUCCAGAAGUCUGCCAUGAAGAAGAUGGAAACUCCAGAUGUGCACACUGGCACCAGUCUUGGUAAAGCUGUCUGGCCCAAAGGAAUAAGCCAUGUCUCACACUAUGUCCACGUCCUCUUGUUCAGAAAAUAUAAUGAGCAUGAAGAGUCACAUCAGCUCUAUAUGCUGGUUAGCCAUGGACCUCUCACUACUUUAAAAAAACCUAGAGUUAAUGUGGAUGAGAACUAA
This is a messenger RNA of Budorcas taxicolor (takin), 366 nucleotides long. Its product is annotated as 60S ribosomal protein L31-like. NCBI's taxonomy places the organism in Eukaryota, Metazoa, Chordata, Mammalia, Artiodactyla, Bovidae. Gene Ontology annotation, molecular function: structural constituent of ribosome. Gene Ontology annotation, cellular component: cytosolic large ribosomal subunit; ribosome. The transcript has a single exon. Gene Ontology annotation, biological process: cytoplasmic translation. Bases 1 to 366 code for a protein of 121 amino acids. The record is from RefSeq and is a predicted model, not a curated record.